AAUACGAGUGGAAGCCAUCUUGAACGUUUGGUUGACAAGACUCUUUCGUAGUCAGCUAAAAAGAAAUUAGUACACCUUAUAAACACUGCAAAGAGAACCGAUUAUUGAAGUUAUCCAAGGGUUGGAGAAACCUGAGAGGACGCAGCGGCUCAGUGACGCUACACAAGAUGGCCAGAUAAACAAGCCAACACUUGAGAGCUAGCAAAGCCUUCUGGUAUAUGAUAUUACAUGUGACAAUGGCAGAUUACUUUAAUGCUAAGAACUGAUUUGCUUCGUAAAUCCGUGUUUCGAAGAUAUCUGAAAAUUAAAUGGGGGGGGGGAUUUGUUUAUUUUGACCCUUGAUGUCCCAGAAACUGCAACGUUGUUGUGGAACCUGCUGUGACAGGAUUUGAACAAUUUACAUUUGGAUGAUAAAAAGUCUCAAGAGGGAAGGACAUUCUUAAGUUUUGAGUGGUUCCAGCCGACUGGACUCACUUCAUUUAGAAACAUUUCAUAGCUAUUUGAGCAGAAAAGCUAAGUAGACAUGAGUACCGCCAGGACAGAGCACCCAGUGAUUUUGGGCUUGUCCAACCAGAAUGGACAGCUCAGAGGCUCAGUUAAGCCUGCUGGAGCACCAGGUGGAAGUGGAGGAGGUCCUCAACAACAGCAACUUAAUCAGAUGAAAGGCACAAUCAACAAUGGUAACUCCCAACUGGCCCCGGCAACCAAUUCUGUCAUCAAGCCUGGAGAUGACUGGAAGAAAAGUUUGAAGUUGCCCCCAAAAGACACUAGGAUGAGAACUUCGGAUGUGACUGCAACUAAAGGCAACGAGUUUGAAGAUUAUUGCCUAAAGAGAGAGCUGCUCAUGGGAAUCUUUGAGAUGGGCUGGGAAAAGCCGUCUCCAAUCCAGGAGGAAAGCAUUCCCAUUGCACUGUCAGGAAGGGAUAUCUUGGCCAGAGCCAAAAAUGGCACGGGAAAGAGUGGAGCCUACCUCAUUCCCUUACUUGAACGCAUUGACCUGAAGAGGGACUUCAUACAAGCUGUGGUCAUCGUGCCCACCCGAGAACUGGCUCUGCAAGUAAGCCAAAUAUGUAUCCAGGUCAGCAAACACAUGGGUGGAGUAAAGGUAAUGGCAACCACAGGUGGAACCAACCUACGUGACGACAUCAUGAGACUCGAUGAAACGGUACAUGUGAUCAUUGCCACUCCUGGGAGAAUUUUAGACCUCAUCAAGAAAGGAGUGGCCAAAGUCAAUCAAGUGCAGAUGGUCGUUCUGGAUGAAGCUGACAAACUGCUGUCUCAGGACUUUGUGCUUAUGAUGGAGGACAUGCUAAGCUUCCUGCCCAAACAGAGGCAAAUCCUGCUUUAUUCUGCAACCUUCCCUAUCAGCGUUCAGAAGUUUAUGAAUGCACACUUGCAGAAACCCUAUGAGAUCAACCUGAUGGAGGAGCUGACACUGAAGGGUGUGACUCAGUAUUACGCUUAUGUAACUGAAAGGCAAAAAGUCCACUGCCUUAACACCUUGUUCUCCAGGCUCCAGAUCAACCAGUCAAUAAUCUUCUGCAACUCCUCUCAGAGAGUGGAACUCCUUGCCAAGAAGAUCUCCCAGCUUGGUUAUUCAUGUUUCUACAUUCAUGCCAAGAUGAGACAGGAGCAUCGCAACCGUGUGUUCCACGACUUCAGAAAUGGCCUCUGCCGGAAUCUCGUCUGCACUGACCUCUUCACAAGAGGAAUUGACAUUCAGGCUGUGAAUGUUGUGAUCAAUUUCGACUUUCCCAAGCUGGGAGAAACGUACCUUCAUCGCAUCGGUAGAUCUGGCCGCUUUGGACACUUGGGUCUGGCCAUCAACCUCAUCACUUACGAUGAUCGCUUCAACCUGAAGGGGAUUGAGGAGCAGCUCGGAACGGAGAUCAAGCCCAUCCCCGGCAUCAUCGACAAGAGCCUCUAUGUGGCCGAGUACCACAGCGAGAGUGGCGAAGAAGUCAAGCCAUGAGCCAAUCAGUCACACCUCCAUUCCCCUUUGUAUCUUUCUUUUUUUCAUCCCCCCUUGUCUUGGAGUUCUCGUUUUUUAUUUUUUUUUUAUGUACAGUUUCUGUCCGUCUUCCUAUUUUGGAUGCCACCAUAAGGAAUGUGUAUCUUGAUGGAACGCGUUUCGGAAGAACUCAUUUGCCUUUUUACGGGGCUCUGUGCUGCACCAACACACCCUGAAGACAUGAGCACCGGGAGGAAAGCACGGGACCAAGUCGAAAAUGUAUCAAUGCACAUUGUGAAGAUUCAUAUCCACCAAUGACGCGAAGCCAGCACCAACAGACCGCUAUACGACACCCUCCAUUCUCCGUGUUUUUAUUUUGGGAAGUUUUAACCAAUUUGUAUCAAGUGCCUUAACAAGCAGAUCAACUCGUUCUAAAGUAAUAACCCUUCAUUAUCCGUCAUCCUGCUCACGUCAUACCACACACUCACGUUCGCCUAAUUGAAAAUUUGUUCCACUAGUUUAAUGUCCGACCACGUAGGUGAAGUCAUAACUGUUUUUUGGUUGGGUCAUCCUUUUUUGCAAGGAGUGGAGAUGAACAGGAAGGAGGCCGGUCUGAAUGAUCCUUUUUUUGCUGGCUUGGCUGCACUUUGAGUCUGGCUGAUGAACAAGGACAAACUUGGAUGUUCCACGGACAGAGAUGCUGGAUUUAGUUUCAAGAGACAGCCAGACUGUCCGGUUGCUUGUUGUAGAAGCUUGAGCUUCUAAGAGACCCAGAUCCUUUCCUCCGUCUUCAGCUUCAGAACACUAAAAACGAAUAAGCAGCCUCUCCACACCACGAGUCAUGAGGAUUCCUGCUUCGGUGGAGUUUAAUUGUGUGGGAACGCAUUUUUCUUUCUUUUCUGUUUUUCUGUGUCCUGUGUUUCACCUUCCUAUGGAUGGCCAUACUUUAUUCUGCGAGAUGUGCAGCCAACAUGUGGGCGGCACCUUAAACCCUGUGUAUAUACCUUAAUUUUAAGAUUGUUUUAAACAAGUUCAAAAGGCUGGCCAACAAACUGAAAAGACCCCCCCCCCCCCCCCCUCUCUUGUUAGCACUGGAGACUGUUUUCUUAACUUGGUUUGUUAGAUUUGCAAUAUUGGCCUGUGAAUUUAUUUAUAAUUUUAGAAAUUGCAGAGUUUAUUAGAAUCUAAAACACUUAAAGGAGCUUGUGCAUGAAAUUUCUUUUGGAGGCAGAGUUCACUACUAAUCUUUAGCCCCUUCCAUUGAUGGAGAGUGCACUUCUUCAAAGCUGCACUUAAACAGGAGAUUGUUUCAAUUGUCACCCGUAUUCUCCUGCUACCAGUGUUAACACAUGUUCAGUCUAGACAUUUGAGUAAUGAAUUCUUUGUUGUCACCAGCCUUAACUUGUGCAACUGACUCUUGAGACGCACUCUAAAGCUCUCCAGUUAUAGUGAGUGUUGUUAUUGGAAGAGAAAAUAAUAUUCUAUCAUGUAGUAGUACUACUCGCUCUCGCAGUGCAGCCAAAUUGGCAGAGAAUUUAUUUUCCGGGGGAGGUAUUAGCUGUUACGUUCUGUGUGCUCUUUAAGCGCAGCUGCAUCACUUUACAAAUGUCGAGGCGAAAGCUGUGGAGUUCUGUUCCCCCUUUUUGAAGAAAGUUUGCCAAAUGCAUCAAAAUGAACCAUCUGACCUAGAAAUGUACCAGGAAUUCACUCUCUGUGCAUUCCAAGUUAGCUGGCUUUAUUAAACACAGCUAACCAAAAACGCCUCAUUUAAAAUAUAAUAAAAACAACCCGAGCAGGUUGGGCUGCACUUAACGCACAGAGAGAUGGGUUCAGUGCAAUAACGCUGACUGCACUGCUUUUUCUGCACCCAUGAGGCCCAAAUGGGGAGAAAAGUGUGACGCAGAACAUCUAAAAAAAACAACAAAGAAAUGGCACAGAGGGGGAACGGCCAUCAAGGAUUGCAUAUUACUAUUAGUCGGACUGCUUGUUUAGAAAAUAUCGUGGGCGCCUCGGACUGCUGAGUUCAUGGCUUAUUUCUCUGCCCUUUAUUGUGUUAUCUGGGGUUUGGAAUACAGAUGUUUUUAUGCAACAUGAUGACCUCGUUCUGCGUUAAGUUCCUCUGACCACUCGUUUGAUCAGCUGGAACCUUUUUGCGAAUGAGGUUCCCUUUGUUAUGGUGAGAUGCUCUCUAGACUGUUCUAAUCAAUGAGAAGUAGUAUUGCACAUUUAAUUUAAUGUCUUUUAAAAAAAAAAAAUUAAUCCAAAUUGUGUAACAAUGUUGAUCAGUUUAAAAAUUCCCUUUUUUAUUUCUCAUUGGUUAGGACUGAUCCCUGUCCUCUCGGCUCUAUAGUUGUCCCCUGAAUACUUGUACAUCUAAUUUGGCUGGUCUGGGUUUGGGUGGGUGGGAGGUCUGUAUUUGUUAAACAUAUUCAAAUUAAAUGAAGGGUUAGCUGAGUGAACAGGGAUCUCAUUGUGCAGGCGCUUGGCAGCUGCCUGACUCUUGUCAGCCACUGGCAGUAAUCGCCACAGCAAAUGCUCUCGGAGCGAAAAUUGACGAUCCCUCAAGAUGUAGUGUAUCGCUUCGUCUUGAUGGAAUGCUGCUUUGCUGCCAGUGGCUGCCAUCUUGAAAACCUUAAAGACUGAGACAAGAGCAUCUUGCCCCAGAUUGGGCGACUUAAUUGGAGAGUUUAGUAACUAAAUUGUCUCAUUCUUUAAGGGUUGUUUUUUUUUUUUUUUUUUUUAAUUCGUGGGGUGGCUAAAUUAAUGCUCUUGCUGCCCUGAUGCACAUGUUCAUCCUCUCUCGAUAGUUCUGAAACAUUUACGAAAACACAGCUUUUGUGUACAAUCUGGCCGUUUAUCUGUGGAGGAUGUGGGAGGAGUCUGUUUGGGAUUCCUUUCAAAACUGAUGCAUCAGUGAAACAAAAUGGGGAGGAGCCUUUGGGCCAUAAAACAAGAUCUAAAGUUCCAAAGUUAUGUUAAUGGGUAUAAAAAGGUUUGAAAAAGUUGCCCAUCUUUUUUUUUUUUCAAGUGAAACGUUCAAGUGGAGUUAACCUUAUUUAAAAAGUCUCCAAAUUUAAGGAAGGAUUUAAAGCCUGAGUUCAUAUUUUAUUUAAUGGAAAUUUGGUCGUUAUUUAAUUGGCAAAUUUUUCAGUGACGCUAAUUUUACAAUGGACUUAAGUUUAAAAAAAAAUGUCAUGAAUAUUAUUGGAUUCGAUUGAAACUUUUGUUGAUAAUAAAGCUCACUGAAAUUUA
Molecule: messenger RNA, 5203 nt
Organism: Anarrhichthys ocellatus (wolf-eel)
Lineage: Eukaryota; Metazoa; Chordata; Actinopteri; Perciformes; Anarhichadidae
Gene: ddx6
Product: DEAD (Asp-Glu-Ala-Asp) box helicase 6
Exons: 14
Coding region: 524-1972 (482 amino acids)
Molecular function (GO): ATP binding; RNA helicase activity; nucleic acid binding
Source: RefSeq, a predicted model, not a curated record